This is a messenger RNA of Solea senegalensis (Senegalese sole), 653 nucleotides long. RefSeq names its product calcium-regulated heat stable protein 1-like. Gene Ontology annotation, molecular function: mRNA 3'-UTR binding. Gene Ontology annotation, cellular component: cytoplasm. Lineage: Eukaryota; Metazoa; Chordata; Actinopteri; Pleuronectiformes; Soleidae. The record is from RefSeq and is a predicted model, not a curated record. Gene Ontology annotation, biological process: regulation of mRNA stability. Bases 114 to 599 code for a protein of 161 amino acids. The transcript has 5 exons.
AGCCAUAAAGCUGAGACAUGAUGUGUUUUACAUCCUUGGCUGAGUGACUCCCCUCUUUCUUCUUCCCUUCCUUUCUUCUUUCCCUCCCAUACUUUGACUCCACCUCCUGCAGGAUGUCCUCCAAGGCCACGCCCAUCCAGGGGUCGACACCCAUGACCCCUCCACCGAUCCCUGCGAGAUCCCCAAAGUCUCCAGGGUCCCCAGAGUCCCUGCAUCCUCCGACCCACAGAUAUAGAGACCGCUCACCUUCCCCUAUGAGGGGCUACCUCAUCCCCAGCCCUCUGCCCACUCGGAGGAACAGGACUUACUCAGCAACGGCUCGUGCAGCAGAGGGUCCCAUGUUUACUGGUGUGUGUAAAUACUUUUCUCGCUCCAAAGGCCACGGCUUCAUCACACCAUCCGACGGGGGCAAGGACAUCUUUGUCCAUAUUUCAGACAUUGAGGGCGAGUAUGUGCCGGUGGAAGGCGACGAGAUGAGCUACAAGAUUUGCUCCAUCCCCCCCAAACUCCAGAAGGUGCAGGCGGUGGAGGUGACCAUAACCCAUCUCAACCCAGGAACCAAACACGAGACCUGGACAGGUCACACUGUCAGCAGCUGAAUGCUGGUCCUCGAUGGGAGAGGGGGACGGGGGGGACAGGGCGGGGAGGUGGGG